This is a messenger RNA of Aspergillus bombycis, 378 nucleotides long. RefSeq lists its product as uncharacterized. Lineage: Eukaryota; Fungi; Ascomycota; Eurotiomycetes; Eurotiales; Aspergillaceae. The coding region runs from base 1 to 378 and encodes 125 amino acids. The record is from RefSeq and is a predicted model, not a curated record. The transcript is spliced from 2 exons.
AUGCAGCUCUCUACCUUCGCUACUAUCCUUGGUUUCGUUUGUGCUGCCAUUGCAGCUCCUCAUGCACCUGAGGGCGGCGAUGACUACAGCAAAGGCGGAGAACAUCAGGAGGUCGAGCGCUACUGCUGUUCAUACAACACCUACCCCCCUAGUGCAAGCUACGAUGACUAUGGCAGCGGUGAGGCGAUUGGAUGCUCCAAGACCAACGGCGCAUGCGGUCCUAGCUUCCCCGUUCCCUGGACCUGCCCUGUUGGCACUGGCAGUGGCGACUGGCAGGCUUGCACGUGCACUUCGUCUACUGAGUGCCCCAACACUCCUGAACCCGAGUCCGUUGUCGACGCCCUGCUCGACACCGUCACAGAUACCCUGCCCUUGUAA